Molecule: messenger RNA, 672 nt
Organism: Aureobasidium pullulans EXF-150
Lineage: Eukaryota; Fungi; Ascomycota; Dothideomycetes; Dothideales; Saccotheciaceae
Exons: 3
Coding region: 1-672 (223 amino acids)
Cellular component (GO): plasma membrane
Source: RefSeq, a predicted model, not a curated record
AUGGGUCUCAUGUCCAAAGCACGCGGUUUGGGUUUGGGAGUUAUUAUCUGGACUCUGGCAAUUCCCAUCUUCCUCUUCACAAUCUUCCCGCUCGUCUCUUCCACCUCAACUGGCACUAGCGGCAUCUACUUGCUCACCUACAAAUGGAAUAGUGAUGAGCAUGAGUGGCUGAGACUCGGCUACUACGGCAUGUGUAUUGUCGGCGGCAAGCACAAGGACUGGUGCGUGACCACUACCGGCCGCUCUGGCAAAGACCUCGCAAAGGCCUUCAACAUCGAUACCAAGUACGCCCCGGACUUCGAUUAUCCCAGAAAGCUGCAGCGCGAUGUCUUCGUCGCUUUCCUCACCGCUGGCGGCGUUGUCUGGUUCAUCUCCCUCAUCCUCAUCACGUUUGUCAUCCUCAGAGGAUCUUCUGCCGGACGCCUGAUCCGCAGUGCAGCAAAGACUACUAGUCUUGCAGGCGCUACUCUGAUGGUGGCUAGUGCAUGGGCAACCAACUCGGCAGUCAGAGCAUUGGAGGUCGCAAGCACAAACUCCAUCAAGGGCGGUAAUCUGCUCUAUGGAUUGCAGUGGGUUGCUGCUGUCUUGGCCUUCAUCUACGCCUAUGUUGUCAGCUCCGUGGCCGACUCUGAGGACGGUGGAAAAGCUCACUACCUUGGACGUGGAGUAUAA